Molecule: messenger RNA, 992 nt
Organism: Drosophila suzukii
Lineage: Eukaryota; Metazoa; Arthropoda; Insecta; Diptera; Drosophilidae
Product: calmodulin
Biological process (GO): locomotion; post-embryonic development
Cellular component (GO): cytoplasm; myosin II complex
Molecular function (GO): calcium ion binding; myosin heavy chain binding
Source: RefSeq, a predicted model, not a curated record
CAUUUCAGUGGAUCUUGGACCGAGUGCUCCGCCGAACGUAUGAGUAAUAUUUAAGGUGCAUCAGUCGCUGGGAAAACGCUUCCGAAUCGCUGGGAAAUCGCGCGGAAUUCGAGAGUCCUGGUCGGUGGUUGAAAGUGUUUGUGUUUUAGAGCCGCUUAAUACUAUAGUUGAACCGCUGUAUUUAAACAGGCUUCUAAAUUAAUAAGUGAAAAAUCGAAAAGUGUGUAGUGUAACAAAUCGUUCAAAAUGUCGAUGGAUCCAACAGUUUCCCUAGAGGAUCUGGAGCGACGCCGACGUCGCGCCAGUUCCGCCCGCAAGCAGUCACACACUCCCCAACCGCCUUCCCUCCUGCCGGAUUCGGAGGCCAUGGCCGUGAUCAACGAGAUCUUCAAUCCCACGCUGAAACUGCCGGAGUCCAGUGGCCACUACACGCUGCCCGAGGAGAUGAGUGCCGAUGACAAUGUGGCGCCCCAUGAACUGGACAUUGCUAAGUUAGCGGAACUGAAGGAAGUCUUCUCACUCUUCGACACGGACUGCGAUGGGCUGAUCUCGAAGGAGGAUCUACGGUUCACCUACACGGCCCUGGGAAAUGAGCCCAACGAGCAGCUGCUGGAACAGAUGAUGCAGGAGGCCAAGGAACCACUGGACUACGAUGCCUUUGUCCGGCUGAUGAGUCGUCGCACCCAGGAGCUGGAUCCCGAGGAUGUGCUUUUGGAGGCCUGGAGCAAAUGGGAUGACCAUGGCACGGGCAAGAUCGAUGAACGCAAAAUCUAUGAGGAGCUGACCAACUAUGGCGACAAAAUGACCCUCAACGAGGCCAAGGAGGCUCUUAGCCAUGCCCCGAUGGCCAAGCCGAAAUCCUGGAGGAGCCGCCCAUGAUUGACUAUCCGGCCUUUUGUCGCAUGCUCAGUGGAAUGCGCAAGCGAAAAGGGGAAUAACUAAAGUGGAGAUUCGCAUAUAAUAUUAAAAAAUUCAAACGUAUUUUUCUAAAA